Molecule: messenger RNA, 532 nt
Organism: Racocetra persica
Lineage: Eukaryota; Fungi; Glomeromycota; Glomeromycetes; Diversisporales; Gigasporaceae
Source: the annotation of a GenBank genome assembly
GCAACUCAUAUUUUUUACAAGAAAUAUUUUGAAGAAUAUAGAAUUAAACUUGAACUUAUUGCUAAAGAUAACAUAAAUGAGGUGUUUACUAGUCUAGAAGAAGAACACUAUAUUAUCGUUCCUUUUCUAAUCAUUGACAGCAAAGGGGAAAGAAUUGCUACACCUGCUAAAGAUAACUUAAAUAAAGUUUUUUCUUUGGAGACUCUCAUUAUUAACUGGAUUACUUUAAAAGUUAACCAUUAUCUUCUUUCCAAAUGUAAGGAUUUGAAUAAAAUCAAAAAAAUUUAUAGCCAUUUUGAGGCUUUUGAAGAAUGUAAAGAUAAAUUACGAAAUAUUUUCGGUGAAAGGCUUAAAAAUGAUAUGAAAAACAACCUUCAUCCUGUUAGUAGAAAUAAACUCUCAACAAGUGAAGCAGCACAACUAGUGGCGAAUGAGCCAUAUUUAGAAAAUUCAGCAUCCAUAUCCAAUAAAUUGUAUGCUAAAUUAUAUGGAUUAAAUUUUUUAUUAAAUAAUAGUAUUCAAGAUGACAAAA